AGAACGCGAAAGCGCCCAGUUCCGUGUUUCGCGCCGCGGCCGCCGACCAGUGUUGCUGUUGCUGUUCCGCUCGCACUCACAACCGCACACACACUCGCUGCGGAGCGAGCGAGAGAGGCAGACAUUUACGCAGAACAUGUUUUCGCAAUAGUGUUGGUGUGACGUUUGUUAUUGUUGUUAUUGUUUCCAUCGCUUAGGGCCGUUAAUAAAAGAUAAAUAAGUGAAUAAUUGAAUUAUAAAUAUAGGGGCCACAACCACACACUCGGCGGCGGAUUACACACAUAGAUAAAUUUAUUGCACCCUACCCUGAAAUGUGCUAAUUAUAUAAAAAAGUAAAUAGGCGUACGUAUCGGCAAGCAACAGUUCUGCUCGGCAAAUCGGGGAAUCUUGAAAUCGAAAUCAGAAGCACUGAUUCCAAUUUCUCUCGCCUUUUCGAACGCCCCUAUUAGUCAUUCCUGCCGAAAAGAGGAAAGGAAUGUCGGGCGUCUGGGGACGGGAGUGCGAGGCCCGACUGCGCCCUGCCCCUUGGCCCUAACCAACAUUACGUAUACGCAACGAGCAUAACAAAAACAAAACGGCGAUUGUUGUGAAACCUGUUCCCUUCUGUCGCCGUAUGCAGCUUGCAGCUCAGCAGAAGGCAAAAAGCUCGUCGCGAUACCAAAAUAAAUCUUGUGUGCGCCAAAAAGUGAAAACCGAGCAAAAAGAACGCAGAAGGCUGAAAGAAUAGAGGAAAUUCCUCUCGGCCAACCCGUUUUGUGCAGUUAAAACCGCCAAAAGCGGCCAGUAACUCCCUCCUUAAUUCCUUUAUAACCCCGCAAUUUAUUGUUCAAUUUAGUUCGAGAGGCGUGCACGAAAUUAACACAAACCCCAAACGUAAACAGAGGAAGAGGAGUCGGGGUGAAUAAAAGAGUAUAAAAGGCAGUCGAAACCCAAAUCCAAAUCCGCAGCGCAGUCAAAAUGGCCGAGUCAACAACCACAUCGCCAUCGGUGACGAGCGAAGAUGGCCAAAUCCACGGCUGCAAUAACAGUGAUAACGACUCUGGCGACUCGUGUCACCUGCGAAUCGUGGUGCUCAGCGGCCAGUCGCUGGCCAAAAAGGAUAUAUUCGGCGCCAGCGACCCGUAUGUCAGAAUCGAUUUGAACACAAUCAACGGUGAUAUAAACAUUGACUCUGUUUUGACGAAGACCAAAAAGAAGACACUGAACCCAAUCUGGAACGAAGAGUUCAUAUUCAGAGUUAAACCGUCUGAGCAUAAGCUGGUGUUCCAAGUAUUUGACGAGAAUCGCCUGACACGCGACGACUUCCUGGGCAUGGUGGAGCUGACCCUGGUGAACCUGCCCACGGAGCAGGAGGGCCGCACCAUCGGAGACCAAAGCUACACUCUGCGCCCGCGCAGGUCAGUAGGCGCCAAAUCCCGCAUCAAGGGCACCCUGCGCAUCUACCACGCCUUCAUCCGGGAGACGCGGGAGCAGAGCGAGCCGUCCAGCGGCAACAGCGACGGCGAGUGGGAGCACGUGGAGGCCUCCAAUGCCGGCGAGACCUUGUCGCAGCCGCAUCCCUUUCCCACUGGCGGCCACGACGCCCUGCCCGCUGGCUGGGAGGAGCGCCAGGAUGCCAAUGGGCGCACGUACUACGUGAACCACACGGCAAGGACGACGCAAUGGGAGCGACCUACUGUCCUAACGAGCAACAGUAGUCAGUCCACUGACCAGCUGGCCUCGGAUUUCCAGAGACGUUUUCACAUCAGCGUGGACGAAACGGAGUCAGGACGUUCGGCGGACACCAUCAGUCGGAAUAGUUUAGAGGACAAUAACAAUGUUGCUGGCUUAGCAACGACCCCAGCAUCAACGGCGUCCACCACACCCUCAACGACCACACAACCCAACACACCAGCAAACAACAAUGGGUUUGCCAUGUUGCACGGCCCAGAGGGCGUCCAGACGGACCCAACAGUGGACCAUACCAGGCAGCCCGAGAUAUCGGCGACCAGCCUGCAGAACGACCUGCGGCCGGUGCGCGAGGCGCCCGGGGUGCCGGAUGUGGCCAUGACCAAUCUGCUGACGCGGCGGGCCGCGGGCAACAUGGCCGACGGCCUGGGACGGCAGCAGCAGCGGCGGCGACAGCAGAUGCAACUGCACAUCCAGCAGCAUCAGCAGCGGCAACAGCAGCUCCAGCAGCAGCAGCACCAGAAUAGAAUAUGGCUUGAUGUGGAUAACCGCCAGCCGGAGCUGCAACAUCGGGGGCCAGGACACCAGCAACUUCAGUUGCAGCAGCAACAUCAGCCAUCGAAUGAAGACACCGAUCACACAGACAGCCACAAUCCCUCCGACAUCUCAGCUCCGUCCACCCGACGCAAUUCCGAGGAAGACAACGCGGCUGUGCCCCCAAUGGAACAAAAUGCUGGUGGCGAGGAGGAGCCCCUGCCACCGCGCUGGUCCAUGCAGGUGGCCCCCAACGGCAGGACGUUCUUCAUUGACCACGCUUCCCGGCGGACCACAUGGAUUGAUCCCCGCAACGGAAGGGCCAGCCCUAUGCCAAAUCAGACGCGCCGCGUCGAGGACGACCUGGGUCCCUUGCCCGAGGGCUGGGAGGAGCGGGUGCACACCGACGGACGCGUUUUCUACAUAGAUCAUAACACGCGAACCACGCAGUGGGAGGAUCCCCGCUUGUCCAAUCCAAACAUUGCCGGACAGGCUGUGCCCUACUCCCGGGAUUACAAGCAGAAAUACGAGUAUUUCAAGAGUCAUAUUAGAAAGCCUACCAAUGUACCUAAUAAGUUUGAAAUACGUAUUCGCCGUACAUCGAUACUGGAGGAUUCUUACAGAAUCAUCAGCUCGGUAACCAAAACCGAUUUACUAAAGACUAAAUUAUGGGUGGAGUUCGAGGGGGAAACUGGGUUAGAUUACGGAGGCCUUGCUAGGGAAUGGUUCUAUCUACUAUCGAAAGAGAUGUUCAAUCCGUACUAUGGGCUCUUCGAGUACUCGGCCAUGGACAACUAUACGCUGCAGAUAAACAAUGGCAGCGGUUUGUGUAACGAGGAGCAUUUAAGUUACUUCAAAUUUAUCGGCCGCAUUGCGGGCAUGGCUGUGUAUCACGGAAAGCUGCUUGAUGCCUUCUUCAUUCGUCCAUUCUACAAGAUGAUGCUGCAGAAGCCCAUCGACCUGAAGGACAUGGAGUCCGUGGACACGGAGUACUACAACUCGCUGAUGUGGAUCAAGGAGAACGAUCCGCGCAUCUUGGAACUGACUUUCUGCCUGGAUGAGGACGUUUUCGGCCAGAAGAGCCAGCACGAACUGAAGCCGGGCGGCGCCAACAUAGACGUGACAAAUGACAACAAGGACGAAUACAUCAAACUGGUUAUUGAAUGGCGUUUUGUGGCACGUGUCAAGGAGCAGAUGUCGUCCUUCCUGGACGGCUUCGGAUCGAUUAUCCCCCUGAAUCUUAUUAAAAUAUUCGAUGAGCAUGAGCUGGAGCUGCUAAUGUGCGGCAUACAGAACAUCGAUGUGAAGGACUGGCGCGAGAAUACUCUGUACAAGGGCGACUACCACAUGAAUCACAUAAUCAUCCAGUGGUUCUGGCGGGCGGUGCUCUCGUUCUCCAACGAGAUGCGUUCGCGCCUGCUGCAGUUUGUGACGGGCACAUCGCGCGUGCCCAUGAACGGUUUCAAGGAGCUGUACGGCUCCAAUGGCCCCCAGAUGUUUACCAUCGAGAAGUGGGGCACGCCCAACAACUUUCCAAGGGCACACACCUGUUUCAACCGUCUGGACCUGCCGCCCUACGAGGGCUAUCUGCAGCUGAAGGACAAACUGAUCAAGGCCAUCGAGGGCAGUCAAGGAUUCGCUGGAGUUGAUUAAUAACACCGGCAACGGGAGUGAAAGCGAAUGGCUUUGGCUGGAGGUGCAGCAACAGUUUCAGCAGCGCCGGGAGGAGGAGCAGUUACAACGAUUCCACACAUCACAUGAACCACAAGAUCAACAACAACGACUUGAGCAGCAGCAGCAGCAGCGGCGAAAUCAGCGGCACAACCGCAACCUCAUUGCAUCCACUUGGAGCAGCACCGCCAGCAGAUCGUGUACUUAUUUGUUCGUUUGCUUUUGUAUUAUAAUCAUUUUUGCUAGUUUAGUGUUAUUUCGUAUGUAUUUUAACUAGGCGCCAAAACUCACACACAACACUUACACCUUAUACAAGCAGAUGAGAGAAGGAUUCAAAUAAAGCUGCGCAUGGUGAACCACAAAAACCUAACAAAGAGUCCAAAUUAUAUAUAAAUAUAUUUAUUACAUUGCCGACAAUUGUAAAAAGUGUAGAACAUUUUACAAACUAAGAGAGACGAGAGAGGAAUCCAACUAACUAUUAAUCUAUAGAGUCAAAAGUAUAUCUUGUAUGUAUGCAGAGAAACCUUUUUAUAAUUGUUAUUUGUAUGCGCUAUUCCUCUAUACAUGCCCACAGCAAAUACCUAAAGGCGAAAAAUUAAAAAAAAAAUGCAAGUUAAUAUUUGUAAUCUGAUGGAUGCAUAUUUUUAAACAAAUUAAAUUUUCUAUUCUGUAUAAUUGUACGUGUAUUCAAAAUAAUGAUAAUGUUAGUCCGUAAAAGUCGCUCUUUACUAUUUAAUAAAAAGACAAACAUCAAAUAUAUAUAAAAAAGAAGCCUAUAAACUAAAACCUUAAAAAUGCAAUCAAUGUAUAUUGUAAAUGUUAAUUAUAUACAGACACAUUCCAAAUGUUUAUUGCGAAGAGAAACUCUGCAAAAGGAGGCCUAUAUGAUAAUAUGAUUAUUGACCGAUCGAAAGUCAAUCAAAAUUAAAUUUUAAAGUCACAGUGUGGUAAAGAUAGCAUGGACUGGAACUUCUGAUUCAGAGCCAGAUAGGAAAGCGACAUUACGAAAAUAAUACCAAUAAAAGAGGUUAAAGUUAAGUAAUUCAAA
Messenger RNA from Drosophila biarmipes, 4921 nucleotides. RefSeq names its product E3 ubiquitin-protein ligase Nedd-4 (gene Nedd4). Gene Ontology annotation, biological process: ubiquitin-dependent protein catabolic process; regulation of dendrite morphogenesis. Gene Ontology annotation, molecular function: protein binding; ubiquitin protein ligase activity; sodium channel inhibitor activity. The record is from RefSeq and is a predicted model, not a curated record. NCBI's taxonomy places the organism in Eukaryota, Metazoa, Arthropoda, Insecta, Diptera, Drosophilidae. The transcript has 19 exons. The coding region runs from base 958 to 3855 and encodes 965 amino acids.